Molecule: messenger RNA, 1361 nt
Organism: Agrilus planipennis (emerald ash borer)
Lineage: Eukaryota; Metazoa; Arthropoda; Insecta; Coleoptera; Buprestidae
Product: la protein homolog
Exons: 2
Coding region: 108-1160 (350 amino acids)
Biological process (GO): positive regulation of translation; RNA processing
Cellular component (GO): cytosol; cytoplasmic stress granule; nucleus
Molecular function (GO): RNA binding
Source: RefSeq, a predicted model, not a curated record
UUGGUACCCUUACUGCACAUGUUAUCAGCAAAAUCGUUUAUUUCAACUCAACCUAUGCAAACGAAUUUGUAAUAAUAAAAAGGAAAUAUCUCUCCCUUAACAAUAAAAUGGCUGACGAUUUAGAAGAAAAAAUUGCGAGACAAAUUGAAUAUUACUUCGGUGAUAUUAACCUACCCAGAGAUAAGUUUCUGCAGGAGAAGAUUAAAGAAGACGAGGGAUGGAUUGGCGUUGAUGUACUAUUAACUUUUAAAAGGCUUGCUAGUCUAAGUACAGAUGCUGAUGUGAUUAUAAAGGCAGUUAAGAAUUCAGGAAGUGGUAUUGUUGAAGUCAGUGAAGAUUCAAAAAAAUUACGACGAUCUCCAAAUAAACCAGCACCAGAACUUGAUGAUGAUAGAAGGAAACAACUUAUGAAACGUACAGCAUAUGCUAAAGGUUUUCCUGCAGAUGAAUCUCUUGACGACAUAAUCGAUUUUUUGAAGCCAUACGGUCCCAUUGAAUCUUGCAUUAAACGUACUUAUCCAGAUAAGGCGACAAAAAAGAAUAUAUUCAAAGGUUCAUGUUUUAUAAUAUUCAAAGAUGAAGAAAUUUGUGAAAAAUUUGUUGAUACUAAGUCAAUCAAAUAUAAAGACAUAGAACUUGUUAUUAAGCCGCAGGCAGUUUACUUUGAUGAAAAAAAAAAAGAAAAUGAAGAGCGAAAGAAUCAGAAAAAGAAAGGAAAAACAGAAUUGCAAGAAAAAGUUACCGAAACCAAGCUUGAUUAUCCCCUGGGUGCAAUAUUGUAUUUUUCGGGAAUUAAAGAAGAGGAUGUAAUUACCAGAGAAGAAAUUAAAGAAAAAAUGACUGAAAUUGCUAAUGAGGAACCUUCAUUUGUUCAUUACUAUAAAGGAGAAACUGAAGGUUAUGCAAGAAUGCCAAGAGAAAAUUCUGCUGUUGAAUUUUAUGAAAAAUUAAAUAAUGGAGAGCUGGAACUUGGUGAAGUAAAAUUAAAAUUCAGAGUAUUAGAAGGAGAAGAAGAAAAAGAGUUUCUUAAGAAAAAUGCAGAAGAUAUUAAUAAAAAGAGAAGUCAAUAUAAAAAGUGCAAGAGGUUUGGUAGAAAACGAUUUUCUAAUAAGGAAAUAAAGGAAGAAGAAUCUAAGUCUAAAAAAAUUAAAUCAGAGUAAAUUUCAAGUUAAUAACUUGUAAUUUAAAAAAAUACAAAUACUUUUAAUUUGCUUUACAAGUCCUACUUGUCAAUAACAGUUAAUCAAAUGCCAACAGCUUAUCAUUUUAUAAAAAAAUGCAGGAAAUGAUUAAUUGUCAUAUAAAGAAUUUAUUGUAUUUUAAAUUUUCCUUCCUAAAUAUACUACAGAAUUUGUUAUGAA